AUGGGCAGGAUGACAGACAGUGAAGUUGUUAUUGGAGUGGUCUUCUCAUUGCAGAUUGUAAUUGGGGUUCUAGGCAAUUGCUCCCUUCUCUACCACUAUCUGUUCCUUUACUUCACUGGGUUCAAGUUAAGGUGCACAGACCUAAUCGUUAAGCACUUGAUUGUAGCCAAUCUCUUAACUCUCCUGGUUAGAGGAGUGCCCCACAGCAUAGCAGCUUUUGGUUGGCAAGUUUCUCCCGGUGAUGUGGGAUGCAAACUACUGUUCUAUCUGCAGAGAAUAAGCAGGGGUGGAACCGUGGGCAGCACUUGUUUCCUCAGUGUAUUCCAAGCCAUCACCAUCAGUUCCAGGAUCUCCAGGUGGGCAGAACUCAAAGUAAAGGCUCCCCAGUACGCUGACUCCUCCAUGUGCCUGUUCUGGGUCCUGUACAGCCUUGUAAAUGUUAUUUUUCUUUUGUCCAUCACUGGCAAGCAGAGCAACCAAAAUUUAACAAACCUCAAACAUCAUAGUUACUGUUCCAGUAUUCGUCACAACAAAAUCGCAGAGUCAUUAUAUGCAGCCCUUCUGUCCUUUCCUGAUGUUCUGUGUGUGGGCCUCAUGCUCUGGACAAGCAGCUACAUGGUAUCUAUCCUGCACAGGCACAAGCAGCAGAUGAAAUACAUCCGUACGACUAAUGUCAGACCUGGAUCUUCCCCUGAGUCCAGAGCUACCAAAAACAUCCUUCUCCUGGUCAUUACCUACGUCUGCUUUUACACAGUGUCCUGCAUCAUUCAAGUCUAUAGCUCUUUCACUUAUAAUCCUACAUGGAUCCUGGUGAACACAUCUAUAAUCAUUGCUGGCUUUUUCCCAACUGUCAGCCCCUUUCUUCUCCUGAGACAUGACGCCAGUGCCUGUAAGCGUUGUUUUGCCAACAUAAGAAAUAGAAGGUCUCCUAGUCAUAUGAGGAAUGGGUAA
Octodon degus (degu) is the source of this 951-nucleotide messenger RNA. RefSeq names its product vomeronasal type-1 receptor 4-like. Gene Ontology annotation, biological process: G protein-coupled receptor signaling pathway. Gene Ontology annotation, molecular function: pheromone receptor activity. The record is from RefSeq and is a predicted model, not a curated record. The transcript has a single exon. NCBI's taxonomy places the organism in Eukaryota, Metazoa, Chordata, Mammalia, Rodentia, Octodontidae. Bases 1 to 951 code for a protein of 316 amino acids. Gene Ontology annotation, cellular component: membrane.